AGUUAUCAUUAUUGGCCACAUAAAUAGAAAGCUAGAAGUAAGGCAUUGUUUGAGUCAUAAAGCUAAUUUUUUAGUUGUUGAUACUAAUUUCACAAUAUUUUCAGUUUACACUUGAUGAAACUAUAAUUGUUUUUGUAUGAAUGCAAUUUCACAGAUUCAAUAUAUAGUUGAAAGUUUGAUCAAUAUGCAACAACACUUAUGUUUUUUUUAUAAACUAUAUAGUAAAUGGCAAUUCAUUCCAUCGAAAAAGUUUUUAUCCGCUACUGCAGCGAAUAGUAUUCUGAAAUGGGCAUGUUAUAGUACCAAUCUUAGUUCUAAAAAAAAAAUGUUACCCUAUACGUCUAUUUCAUUUCUUGAGAAAUAUUCGACAUGUCGUGGUUUUGCAAGUACCAAUUCUAAAGAUCCGUACGAAGUGUUAAACCUACCUAGAAAUGCCUCUUUAGCAGAAAUCAAAGCUCGAUAUCGCAAACUUGCAAAGAAGUAUCAUCCGGAUGUUUGUUCUGAUAAAAAUGCAGCACAAAAUAUGGCAACGUUAACGUCCGCCUAUGAAAGUCUUCUUCAGGCUACUAAUAGCGUAAACAAAAAUCGUUUUCAAUCGGAAUCACAUUAUGGUGAUACUUUUUCAUUUGAUCAUGGCUUUCAAUCCUACGCCGAUUCUUUUAAUAUUUCUGAUAUAAAUAGUUACCUAAGAGAUACACUGUUUAAAAAUAACAUUCGUUAUUCCAACUCAUCAAAUCUUCGUGGUGAACAUUUAGUUACCGAAAUCUCCGUUGAAUUUAUGGAAUCGGUAAAAGGAUGUCAAAAAUAUAUUCAUUUAAAAAAAAAAAAAAAAUGCUCCACAUGCCAUGGAAACAAAUGUUCGCCAGGUUAUACACCAUCGCAAUGCCACAAAUGUGAAGGUUCGGGUCUUAAUAAACGUGAACAUGGGUCUUUUGUCGUUGCCACGGAAUGUUCUAAUUGUAAAGGAUCAGGUCAGAUUAUAUCAAUGCCUUGCAGAGAUUGCAACGGUUCCGGAAUUCAACUACAAGAUUCUAUAAUAAAUAUUUAUAUUUUCCCAGGUAUUCGAGAUGGGAUGCAAAUAUGUGUACCCAAUGAGGGUCACGCAAGUUCUCAUCAAAAUAUCUCCGGAGAUCUAUUCGUAAAGGUUAACGUGAAACCCCAUUCCCACUUUAAAGUUGAAGCAGAUGAUUUAUAUAUAACGGUGCCUUUGACUUUUAAACAAUUGCUAUUAGGUGACACCAUUGAAGUGCCCACUUUAAACCAACCUAUAACAAUAAAAUUGGACCCCGGAGAAGAUAUUGGGAAGAGUAAAAGAAUUAAAGGAAAAGGGUUGAAACGAAUACAUCAAGAUGGGCAUGGAGAUCUUAUAAUACACUGGGGAUUUAAAACUCCUGCAAACCUCAGUGAUGAACAAAAAAAUAUGGUCCUCAAGUUAAAUGGGUCGGACUAAUGUAGUGACGUAUCGUUGAAGCAGAACUUCACAUCGAGUUAAAUUGUAAUUCACAUGUGCAAUGCAGAAAAAAGGUUCUACUCGAACUUAUAUCGCGUUAUGCAUCCAUUCCAAAAAUUUUUUUAAAGUUUAUUGCAUUCACGACAUUCGUAAUAAAACGAAAAAUGUACUUAUUGCAUAGCAUGACAUGUCGUUGUAGCUUUUAAUUUAAAAAAAUCAAGUAAAUAUAAACUCAUUUACUAAAAAAAGUAUUAUUUUUC
Messenger RNA from Hylaeus volcanicus, 1710 nucleotides. Its product is annotated as chaperone protein DnaJ-like. Gene Ontology annotation, biological process: protein refolding; response to heat. The record is from RefSeq and is a predicted model, not a curated record. NCBI's taxonomy places the organism in Eukaryota, Metazoa, Arthropoda, Insecta, Hymenoptera, Colletidae. Gene Ontology annotation, molecular function: heat shock protein binding; ATP binding. The transcript has 9 exons. Bases 137 to 1450 code for a protein of 437 amino acids. Gene Ontology annotation, cellular component: cytoplasm.